Messenger RNA from Myxocyprinus asiaticus (Chinese sucker), 3916 nucleotides. Its product is annotated as afadin- and alpha-actinin-binding protein-like. The record is from RefSeq and is a predicted model, not a curated record. Bases 283 to 1731 code for a protein of 482 amino acids. The transcript has 12 exons. Lineage: Eukaryota; Metazoa; Chordata; Actinopteri; Cypriniformes; Catostomidae.
GUUAUUUUAUCCUAAGUUUGUAGGUUCAAUUCUGUAGAAUGGCUCUGGACACGCCCUCGCAUUCGUUGCGUGGCAACGUGUUUGCUUGCGCCUGUAUUUGUUCAAGGUUGCAUCAAUGUAACAAUGUGCCACGAUAAGACGCUUUAUUUAGCAAACUUCCCGUGAAAAAUGUUUCAAUUUGUGCCGAAUAUUGGGAAAUGAGAGCGCCAAACCUCACAAGUAAUCUUUAAUGCCAGAAGGUACACAUUCUUUUUCCAGAAAAUAUAGGCAAUAUUGUUUCAAAUGUCUCCUUCAAGGCUGUACACUCCAUCUGUGGCGCCUCCUUUGCCCUUAAGUUCUUUCAAUGUCUCAAGCAACUUCUGCACAGAAGAAAAUAUCUCUGAGUGCAUUCUGUACAUCAAUCAGGAGCUGUCAUCCCUGGGCUUUCCACUGAUCUUCCGUAAUUCAGAUGGCACCCGUGAUCUGGACGCUGUGAUUGCACUAAACAACAUCUAUGACCUGGUACAGCUGCACCGCCGAUCUGUUGGAAUGAUGGAGGAGCUGGAGGUGGAGCAGCUCAAGUCCAGCAGUGACCUCCAUUACCAGCAUCUCACUAACUCUAGACUGAAGGACCAGCUUGAAAUUUCGAAAAAGGAAAAUAUGUGCUUGCAUGAGAAAGAGCGUCAGCUGGAAACAAAUAUAAAGACUUUACAAAUCUGCCUAAAAGAUGCAAAAGAAGAGGCACAAAGGCUGCAGGGUAUCAUUAUAAGUCGUGAUACACAAUACAACCACGAUAUUAAGAGAAGAGAAAGGGAGCACAACAGAGUGAAGGAACGCCUCAAUCAACUACUCAUUGCUAAAAAGUUUAAUAAACAAGGAAUGGAUGUUUUGAAUUAUGUUGGAAGGCCGGAUGGGAGGAGAUGUCUUUGGAAAACUGGAAAAACUGAAGCCAGACAUGAAGAAGAAAUGUACAAAACUCUUCUGAAUGAAUUUGAUAAUCGUCAGAGGGAGCUAAUGCUGGAAAACAUUGAGCUGAAGAAAGUGCUUCAGCAGAUGAAACGAGAGAUGGUGGGAGUUUUAAAUUCAAAGAGAAAUUGCCAAAAGGAAGAGAAAAAGAGCAAAAAUGCAGAUAAGCAGACAAAUUCAGAUGAAGAGAAUUCUUUGAAAGGACCUUCCGGGAUGUCCUGUGAUCAUGCUCGGGAGAAACUUACCAACAGCAUUCGUCAGCAGUGGAGGAAACUGAAACACCAUGUUGAGAAACUGGACAGCCAAGCAUCCUUGGUGCAAGCUGGAGACAGUGAGAAGAUAAUCUUCAAACAAGUACAUGAGGAGGAGAUAGAGAGGCUCAAAGUAGAAAUUCAGCAGUGCAAAGAAUUCAUUCAGACUCAGCAGCAGCUUCUGCAACAACAGCUCAACACACCCUGUGAUGAGGAGACUGCAGCUGUUCUCAAUGACUGCUACAUGCUGGAAGAGAAGGAACGCUUAAAAGAGGAGUGGAAAGUUUUUGACGAACAGAGAAAAAACUUUGAAAUGGAAAGAAGAAAUUUCACAGAGGCUGCCAUCAGAUUGGGCCAUGAGAGAAAAUCAUUCGAGGACGAUCGUGCAAUAUGGCUCAAACAUCAGUUUCUAAACACAACAUUUGCAGACCAGAUGAAACCACAAAGUCGAAUGACUGAUGAAUUAUUCAACUACUCUGGUCAUGAAGAGAAACACAUACCAAUUUCUGCUGAAGUGAGCAAAUCUCAUCUUUAGUCUUGCCAAUCCAUGGAACCCCAUGCAGAUGAUUCUGGAUUGUUUUUAUCUAACACCAGAUGAGGGAUUCCUUGAGCCAAUGUGAAUGAGUAGCUUCCAAGCCCAACAUUCAAAAUAUGGACCUGAAUAUUAAACCAAGUUUUGUGUCACAUUGUAUUUGUGAUACUAUACAUUAGGAUCAUCAAAGAACAUCAUUAAAUCAUUGAAACUCUACAGGUUUUAUAAUUAUAUACAGUAUACUGGCAAUGAACUAUGUUAAAAAAAUUACCCUGACAUUUAUGACUUUUUGAAACAUUAGAAAUACCUUGUAGAUAUUUUUUCUUUAGGAUGGAUGGAUGAUUUUAAUCUGAGCAUUUUUUUGUGUGAUUUAGAAGAUAUUUGUGGUUAUUUUAGUUUAACUGUAUCUUUUUAUGGAUUCAUUCUAGGUAGAUAGAUAAUCUGUUGUAAUCACGUUCAGCAGUAUUACUUUUAGGUACUUUAAGUGGUUACUUUUUUUUUUACUAAAUGUGAAAUACAGUCUCAUCCAAUGAUAACUGUAAGUAAUAAUGCAUUUGACAAGAUCAAAUACUUUAGGGUUUAAGCAGUGGUCCAUUUUAUUUCUUAUUGUGCACUGAUUAGCCUUUGAGUUUAAAUUUAACUUUUUUAUCUUUUAUAAUUUUAGCACUUAAAUAACAUACCACCAUAAUUCCAAAACCACAACAUUUUGAUUUCUUUGUUGCAUGCGGAUAAUACUGUAUAUCAUACUAACAUAUGGUAAGAACUUAUUUUAUAUUUAAAACAUACUAAAUAAGGAAUACGCUUCAAUUAUUUAUUAUGCCAAACUUAACUGGAACCUUAAACAGUAUUUCAGUAUGUUUUAAGAUUUAUUCAAAGAUAGAAAGUAGCUCCUGCUUACAGAGGUGUAGUACUUGAGACUGGACUCAAAUUGGUCUCGAGACCAUAUUUUUAUUGUCUUGGUCUUGUCAUGGACUCGGGAGCAUUUGGACUUGGUCUAAUCACAGACUCGAACAAGUGUGAAAUCAGACUUUCCCCGCAUCCAGUCGAGUCCCGCCACUUGUUAACUGGCGCCCACAACUGAACAUACUGUGCAUACCAUGAGUGCUCUGACUUACCUGAACAACAUUUCCUUAUGACAUAGCAAUUAUGACGUGUGUCCCAUAUUUCUGUCAGCUGUGUAGAAUCAGAAUGCCUGAUUCACGAUUGAAUCAUUCUUUCGUGUUGAUUAUUUUUAGUGAAUUGGCCAAAUGGGUUAACAAAAUGGUCUGAAUUGUUUCUCAGUGAAACAGUAUCGAGAUACGUUAAGAACACUGAGAACAAGCAGAGCGUUGGAUGAAGUAGACAUUUACCUUCAGUCAUUUGAAAUUUUUGCUUGUUUGCGGUGGGACGACCGGACGAAUCGGGAAGGCAAAGGGUACUUUGAAGGGUAUUUUGUCCUUUGUAAAAAAAAUUUAAAAAAAGUGCAGUGCCUGUCUUUGCUGUCUAAAUGUGAACUGCAAUGUUUGAUUUGCCUUAAUGUGCAUGGGAAAAUGAACAUUACAGAGACACAAAAACACAUUCCUUACAUUUUUUUAUGUAUCGCACGAAGAAAUGGACCAGCUUCUCUCAGCUCGUUAUUGAAAACGCAUUGCCAAUUGGGUAUUUCUCUUGCGCUGGCUGACUGGAAAACAGAGAACAGCAGUGAGCGGCAUGAGCGUGACGUCAUUGCCAUGGUAAACAGAUACAUUUAAGCCGAAAGGACAUUUUGGAAAGAUUGUUUUUCUGCUUUUUCAGUUAAAAUUAAUCUAAUGAUAACACUGAAUGUGAAAGAAAUUAUUUGUUACUUUGAGAAUGAUGAUAAAAAUAUUCACAAUUUUGUAAAUUUUAUCAUUCUACAUGGCAAAUUUUUAAUUCAUAAAUGUAGAUUGUCAAAAUCUCCUUUAUACAAGGUUUUCUCUAACGAACUCACUUUUUUAAUGAAGUCUCUUAAAGUUGUGAAAAAUGUAAAAGCUACGUCUAUUGUAAGAUAUUACGAAUCUGUAUUUGGCGUCUUGUGAAUGUCUUCUUUUUUGUUUGUUUUUUAAAAUUUAUUUUAUUUUUGUUCUUUAACCAUCUUUGGAGCUUCUGUUUUUGAUGCCUGGUUCUGUAAUAAUGUUGUUUACAUGUUCUUUAAUAAAAAAUAAAUAAAUAAAAAUAAACCGAAAGGACA